This is a messenger RNA of Gossypium arboreum, 1666 nucleotides long. RefSeq names its product probable aspartyl protease At4g16563. Gene Ontology annotation, molecular function: aspartic-type endopeptidase activity. The record is from RefSeq and is a predicted model, not a curated record. Gene Ontology annotation, biological process: proteolysis. NCBI's taxonomy places the organism in Eukaryota, Viridiplantae, Streptophyta, Magnoliopsida, Malvales, Malvaceae. Gene Ontology annotation, cellular component: extracellular region. The coding region runs from base 78 to 1322 and encodes 414 amino acids. The transcript has a single exon.
UAACACGUUCUAGCACUACCUUUACUAUACCUAAACCCUCCAAAUACUCAAGAAAGAGACUUUCACAAGUUUCAGAUAUGAUUGAGCCAUUGAGGGCUGUAAGAGAUGGAUAUUUGCUUACUUUAAUUAUAGGAACACCAGGACAAGUCAUUCAAGUUUACAUGGAUACUGGGAGUGACCUGACUUGGGUUCCUUGCGGUAAUCUAUCCUUUGAUUGCCUGGAUUGUGAUGACUAUAGGAACAAUAAGUUAAUAGGUACUUUCUCCCCUUCAAGUUCUUCUUCCUCUUUUAGGGACACCUGUGGUAGCCCUUUUUGUAUUGACAUCCAUAGCUCUGAUAACUCUUUUGAUACAUGUAUUGAGGCUGGAUGUUCAUUAAGCACCCUUCUCAAAGCCACCUGCUCUAGGCCUUGUCCUUCCUUUGCCUAUUCCUAUGGUGAAGGAGGGCUAGUCGCGGGAACCCUAACCAGGGAUAACCUUAGGGUUCAUGGUAGUCGCCCUUAUAUCACUAAGGACGUUCCCAGGUUUUCCUUUGGUUGUGUGGGCUCUACUUAUAGAGAGCCUAUUGGCAUUGCAGGGUUUGGUAGGGGUGUACUUUCCCUACCUUCACAGUUAGGGUUCCUCCAGAAAGGCUUUUCUCAUUGCUUCUUAGCCUUCAAGUAUGCCAACAAUCAAAAUAUUUCAAGCCCAUUAUUCAUGGGAGAUACUGCUACAUCUUCCAGUGACAAUAUGCAGUUCACCCAGAUGUUGAAGAGUCCCAUGUUCCCAAACUACUACUACAUUGGUUUAGAGGCCAUAACUGUAGGCAAUGUUAAGUCUGCUGAAGUUCCUUUAAACUUGAGAGAGUUUGAUUCACAAGGUAAUGGGGGAAUGUUGAUUGAUUCAGGAACCACUUACACUCACCUCCCCGAGCCAUUCUAUUCUCAACUUCUCUCAAUGCUCCAACCAAUGAUAGCAUAUCCUCGAGCCACCGAUGUAGAGAGGCGAACCGGAUUUGAUCUCUGUUAUGAAGUUCCAUGUCCAAAUAACCGAUUCACAAAUGAUCCUUUCCCUUCAAUCACUUUCCAUUUCAUGAACAAUGUCAGUCUCGUUUUGCCCCAAGCUAAUUACUUCUAUGCCAUGAGUGCUCCAACUAACUCAACUGGGGUCAAAUGCCUAUUGUUUCAAAGCAUGGAUGAUAGUAGCUACGGACCAGCGGGUGUAUUCGGGAACUUCCAACAGCAAGAUGUGAAAGUCGUUUAUGAUUUGGAGAAAGAGAGAAUUGGAUUUCAACCAAUGGACUGUGCAGCAGCUGCAAUCUCUCAGGGACUACAUAAGAAAUAACUUCAAUGCUAGUUCUUGCUGUUUCGGCCAAUGCUACACCUCUUGGACCACAAAAUAAUGAACCAUGACAGUUUCUAAAUUUGAAUUAUGUACUUUUCUUUUUCUAAUGAAGUUAGUUUGUACUCGUUAAGUUAAUGUGCAAACUAGAUUUUGGUGCUUUAAGGUUUUGGAUUUUAAUUUAUUAAGAAGAACGUGCUGGUUCUAUUCUCAUUGCUUAGCUACAACGAUAGAAAUAUGGUGAACCAACCUUAUUACAACUAUAUUAUAAGUAACGGCCCAAAAAGCAUAAAAUUUGGCAUCACUAGGGUUUCUUUGCCUAGUAAGUUUCUAUGCUUCUGACGAUA